Molecule: messenger RNA, 7879 nt
Organism: Larimichthys crocea (large yellow croaker)
Lineage: Eukaryota; Metazoa; Chordata; Actinopteri; Sciaenidae
Product: mucin-5B
Exons: 46
Coding region: 297-7106 (2269 amino acids)
Cellular component (GO): extracellular region; extracellular matrix
Molecular function (GO): hormone activity
Source: RefSeq, a predicted model, not a curated record
ACCUGGAUGACUCCUUUGAUGUUGAAAUAGAUACCAAAUACAAGGACCAGCUGUGUGGACUCUGUGGAAACUUUGAUGGUGACGCCGAUGAUUUAAGGAUAAAUGGAGCUCUUCUGUCUGUGGAAGACUAUGCCGAUACCUACAAGGUGAACGGGCCGACAGAGAACUGUGUGGAGCUGCCGAUCGACCCGACCCGUGUCUGUGGCAAUAAGCUACUCUGUAACCAGCAGUUCACCAGUGAUAAAUUCAGCAGUUGUCAAAACAAUCUGGAUUUGGAAGCCUUCAGUCACGUCUGUAUGCUUGAUAUGUGCGGUGAAGAUGGUCAAGACCUCUGCAAAACCAUCUCAGAAUUCUCCAGGCAGUGUGUGCAUGCAGGUGGCAAGCCCCAACCAUGGAGGACGGAAAACUUUUGCUACAAGGAGUGUCCAUACAACAUGCAGUUCUUUGAGUGUACAAGUUCAUGUCCGGACAGCUGCUCCAACCCUCAGGCCAGCCAGACAUGUGACAGCCACUGCCAUGAUGGCUGCGGCUGCCCUGCCGGAUUCAUCUUUGAUGACAUCAGUAAUACUGGUUGUAUUAAAGCCGAGGACUGUCCAUGUCAGCACAACAACAAAGUCUACACAUCAGGACAGUCUUACUCUUACAACUGCAGAUCCUGUGUGUGUGAGAGUGGCCAGUGGAAUUGCACAGAGGGGGACUGUCCAGGAACCUGCUCUGUGGAGGGAGGAUCUCACAUAAACACCUUCGAUGGGAAAGUCUACACCUUCCAUGGGGACUGCACCUACAUUCUGGCUAAGCAAAGUAGCGGCUCCUUAUUCACUGUGCUGGUGGACAUUGUCAAGUGUGGUUUUUCUGACAGUAGGACCUGCCUCAGAGCUGUAACUCUGGCCUUAUACAGCAAUUCUGUGAUUGUCAAAAUUUAUGCAUCUGGACAAGUUUCUGUGAAUCGGAUCGUUUCUCAGCUGCCACUGUUUACAACUGAUCUGAGUGCCUUCAGGCCAUCAUCCUUCUAUAUCGUCAUAAACCUCAAGGUGGGCAUACGAGUGCUGGUCCAGCUGUCCCCCGUGAUGCAGGUCUUCGUUUCAGCUGACUCUUCACUCAAAGGAAGCACCGCUGGUUUGUGCGGAAACUUCAACAACAUAAUGACGGAUGACUUCAAGGUGGCCAGUGGGCUGGUGGAGGGCACAGCCAUAGUAUUUGCCAACACGUGGAAAACCAGAGCAACCUGCCCUGACAUCACAACGCGUUUUGUGCACCCCUGUAGCCAGGGCAUCAACAAGGAGAGUUAUGCUCAGUACUGGUGCUCCAAACUAACAGAUCCCAAAGGAGUGUUUGCUUCUUGUCACUAUAUCAUUAGCCCCAAUGUGUACAAAGAUAGUUGCAUGUAUGACAGCUGUAACUGUGAGCAGAGUGAGGACUGCAUGUGUGCGGCAGUCUCCUCGUAUGUCUAUGCAUGUGCAGCGGCAGGAGUCUACAUCACUGACUGGAGGACGACCAUCUGUAGCAAAUUCAGUAAAUUAUGCCCAGCCGGAACAGUGUAUGGCUACAACAUGACCUCCUGCAGGCGUACCUGCCAAUCCCUCAGCCAGCCUGACUACUCUUGCCAGAUCAAAUUUACCCCAGUGGACGGCUGUGGAUGUGCCGAGGGAACCUACAUGAACGACAAAGGCCAGUGUGUGACCAGUGCGAACUGUCCCUGCUACGACAAAGACAACAUUAUUCCUGCUGGAGAGACUGUCAGCAAAGAGGGAACCACAUGUAUCUGCAGAAAUGGAGUUAUCAGCUGCUCAGGGAUACAACUAGACUCCCUAAAAUCGUGCAUUGAGCCCAUGGUUUACUUUGACUGUUCCACUGCUCAACCUGGGGUCACUGGGACUGAGUGUCAGAAGAGCUGCAACACUCUGGACAUGGCUUGUAUCAGUACAGGCUGUACAUCAGGCUGCAUGUGUCCUGAUGGCCUGGUAUCAGAUGGAUUAGGAGGUUGUAUCAAUGAGACCAGCUGUCCAUGUCUGCACAAUGGAAAGGUCUACCAGCCUGGACAGACACUGACUGUGGACUGCAACACCUGCUACUGCAGUGAAAGAAAGUUCAAAUGUACCACCAACGUGUGUGAUUCAGUUUGUGAGAUCUAUGGUGACGGUCACUACGUCACCUUUGAUGAUAAGAGGUUUGACUUCAGUGGACAAUGUGAAUACACCCUCCUCCAGGAUUACUGUACCGCUGGUCAGAACAAUGGCAGCUUCAGGAUUAUCACUGAAAAUGUUCCAUGUGGAACCACAGGAACCACCUGCUCCAAGACCAUCAAGAUUUUUCUGGGGGACAAUGAAUUCCAACUUAAAGAUGAGAAGUUCCAAGUGGUAAAGGGCAGCAGCAAGGUGCUCCCUUCUCAGGUACAAAAGAUGGGUAUUUUCCUGGUGGUGACAAUCAAGCCGGGACUUGUGCUCAUGUGGGACCAGAGAACCAGUCUUUUCAUGAAACUCAGCCCGGACCUCAAGGGCCAAGUAUGUGGUCUGUGUGGGAACUACGACGGCAACAGUAGAAACGACUUCACCACACGUUCCCAGGAGACAGUGGCAGACGUUCUGGAAUUUGGUAACAGCUGGAAGGUUUCAUCCAGCUGCCCAAAUGCCGAAUUAAUCACUGAUCCCUGUUCCUCCAACCUUUACCGGGCAGCCUGGUCCCAGAAACAGUGUAGCAUCAUCACCAGUGUCACCUUCAGCAGCUGUCAUUCACAGGUUGAUCCUGGUCCAUACUAUGAUUCUUGUGUGAGAGACUCCUGUGCUUGUGACACCGGUGGAGACUGUGAGUGUCUCUGCACUGCUGUGGCUGCCUACGCCAAAGCUUGUACUGAAGCCGGGGCCUGUGUCAGAUGGAGAACUCCAAAGCUGUGCCCUAUUUUCUGUGACUACUAUAAUGCUCCUGAUGACUGUGAAUGGCACUACAAGCCUUGUGGAGCUGCCUGUAUGAAGACAUGUAGAAAUCCAUCAGGAGACUGUUCCAACUUCGUCACUGCUGUGGAAGGCUGCUAUCCACAGUGUCCCCCAACCAAGCCCUAUUUCGAUGAAGACACAAUGAAGUGCGUCCCCUCGAACCAAUGUGGCUGCUAUGAUGACAAAGGCACUCAUUACAUCAUCGGAGAAAAUGUUAAAUCAGAGAACUGUUACAAUUGCACCUGUACAGAGUCAGGAAUAACAUGCCCAUACGAUGUGAACUAUUGUACAUGCUAUAUUAAUGGAAAAACCUACAAAUAUGGGGAAACCAUCUACAACACCACCGAUGGCCUAGAUAACUGCAUUACAGCUAUAUGCGGAGAGAAUGGGACUGUGAUCAGGUCCAUGUACCCAUGCAUAACUACAACUACUGCUGGUCCAACAACAACCCCCUUUAAGUUCACAACAACUGGAGAGACAACUACAGUGUAUCUUUCGACUUCAACUACAUCAGGAGUAACAACCACAAAUGGAACAACAGUCACACCUGUUGCAACAACAACAUCAGGAGUAACAACCAUAAAUGGAACAACAGUCACACCUGUUGAAACAACAACAUCAGGAGGAACAACUGUGAAGGUUGAGACAACAAAACCACCUACAGUCACCACUGGCCCAGUAACAACCUCUACCACAGUUGUUGUUGAAACUACAACCACAGUGCCAAGUGUCACAACAACAGGCCCAGAAACAACAGUUGUGACAUCAAAACCAUCUGUGACCACCGCGACAACCAAAGGACCCUCAACAACGACGAAAGGAACAACAGUCACACCUGUUGAAACAACAACAUCAGGAGGAACAACUGUGAAGGUUGAGACAACAAAAACACCUACAGUCACCACUGUGACAGCCUCUACAGGAACGUCCCAAACUACUCUUAAUGUAGUUACAGGAAGUGCUGAGACAACAUCAACUUUAAUUACAAAACCCUCUGUAUUGAACACUACAACUAGUGUGGUUUCAACUGUAAAUACAGGAACAACAGCUGCAACAGGUACAACUUCUAUUGGCCCAAUAACACAGACACUUCCAGGCACAACACAGAUUACAACAACUGGUGCAACCACUACGAGACCAUCUGUUACCACAGUUACCAUAACAUCAUUGGUUAGCACGACUGCACAAUGUGUCUGCAUUGUCAAUGGAACCAAAUACAAUCCGGGGGAUUCAGUGUAUACUGUCAAUGAUGGUUUAGGGUGGUGUUAUUUUGCAUCUUGCAAUGCAUCAUGUCAAGUUCAAACAGAAUCCAGACCAUGUCCCACAACUAUUCCUCCACCUCCAACAACAACUUUACCAACCCCAUCUACAACCACCCUGGACUGCAAUGAUGUGAAUCCACCAAGAAAGAAUGGAGAGUCCUGGAAAGUGGACAACUGUACCAAUUCUACCUGCAUCAAUGGUGAGGUGACCACGGUGUCUGCUUCCUGUGCCACAGAAACAGAACCCAUAUGUGUCAAUGGACACAAAGCAGUCAAGAUCUAUGAGGACAACGGAUGCUGCUUCAAGUAUGAAUGUGAAUGUGUGUGCAGUGUCUUGGAUGGAUCCAGCUACAUGACGUUUGAUGGAAAAUCAUACACCUUCAACGAGAACUGCUCUUACUAUCUGGUCAAAGAGAUAAUUAAUAAAUACAACCUGACUAUUAUUGUAAAUAACAAUGACAAGGUUCUCACUGUUAUAUACCAAUCCACCAAGGUAGUUUUCAGUCAGCUGAAGACGGAUUCAGGAACAACUAAUGUGGUGCAUGUGAAUGGAAAACGUAUCUAUCCCGCCUACAGCAAUUCUGUUCUGCAGCUCACCAACACAAUAAAGGCGAUGACAUUGGAAAUACCAGAGAUCAAUACUAAAGUGGUCUAUAGAACCUCCUCAUUCAAAAUUGAUAUUCCUUCUUCCCUAUUUGGUGGGAACACUGAAGGACAGUGUGGCACCUGUGACAACUCCCAAAACAAUGACUGCCGUGCUCCAAACGGCCAGGUGGAAAGCUGCUCGGACUCUGCAGGCCAGUGGCAUGUCCCAGGCACACCCUGUGUCACCCCCACAACUCAACCCCCAACCACAGCGCCUCCUUCAACAACUGGCUCAAUAACCACGACCACCCUAAUAACACCCACAACCUCAGUGCCUCCUUCAGCAACUGGCUCAAUAACCACGACCCCCCUAAUACCACCUACAACUCAACCCACAACCUCAGUGCCUCCUUCAACAACCUCAUGCACACCGGUCAUCUGUGAUCUCCUAACCAGCAGUGUAUUUCAACCAUGCCACUCAGUCAUAUCUCCUGAUCGAUUUGUGGAAAUAUGCAAGUCCAACUCUUGCAAUAGUGGCAAUACCACUUGCACGAGCCUGGAGGAAUAUGCCUCUCAGUGCUCCAAUGAAGGAAUCUGUAUUGACUGGAGGAAUGCUACCAAUGGAGAGUGUGAGAACAAGUGUCCAAGCGACAAAGUAUAUGUGGCCUGUGGCCCCAUUGUAGAGCCUACAUGCAAUGACAGAUACAAUGAGAAGUACCAGGCUGGUAGCUGGCCAGCCAACAAGACUCAGGAGGGUUGCUACUGUCCUGAGGGCACCACCCUAUUCAACACGGUCUAUGACACAUGUGUUGCCUCGUGCGGUUGUGUUGGACCUGAUGGGAAACCCAAACAGCCUAAUGACACAUGGACAGCUGACUGCAAAGAAUGUGUGUGUGACAUGGAUUCAUUAAGCGUCCAGUGUAAGUCCAUUGAAUGCCCAGCAAUACAGAGCCCUGACUGCACCGAGACUGGCCAGCAGCUAGUCAAUAAGACCGAAAACUGCUGUCCAACAGUGUCAUGUGAAUGCAAUGUAACCUUGUGCCCCUCUCCUAUGACCUGCCCGCUGGGCUUAAUACUCAACGAAACCGAAGGAACCUGUUGCAAAUCCUACUCGUGUGUUCCUGAAGGUGUAUGCAUCUAUAACAUGACUAAGUACAAGCCUGGUGAAAAGAUACCAACACCACAAACACCAGAACCAGAAAAGCCAUUAGAAAAACCUUCAGAAGAACAAACCACAUCCACAACACCAUCAUCGGGAGCAGGACAAACAUCGGAAAAAACUACAGUGCCACCAUCAGGAGCUGGACAACCAUCACAAACAACAACAACAACAGCACCACCAUCCGGUGCAGGACAACCAUCAGAGACAACGGCACCACCAUCAGGUGCAGGACAACCAUCCCAAACAACAACAACAACGGCACCACCAUCAGGUGCAGGACAGCCAUCAGGAACAACAGCACCACCAUCAGGAGCUGGACAAGCAUCAGAAAAAACAACAACAACAGCACCACCAUCAGGAGCUGGACAACCAUCCCAAACAACAACAACAACGGCACCACCAUCAGGUGCAGGACAGCCAUCAGGAACAACAGCACCACCAUCAGGACAAACAACAGUAUCACAGGAGCGUUUUGUACCCGGGCCCUGUCAGGAGUGUUACUGUGGCCCCGAAAUGGAUCCCGUCACCAAGCUUAACAUCGCUACCUGCACACCUGUUGUCUGCGAAACAAACUGCUCUGAGGGUUAUGAAUAUCAGACUGAACCUGACAAGUGCUGCGGGCAGUGUGUUCAGAAGCGCUGUAUUUUCACCACACCUGACAACACAACACGUGUCAUUGAUGUCAACGAAACUUUUGUAUCCCCUGAUGACAAGUGUGUCAAGUAUACCUGUGAGAAUAUCAAUGGAGACCUUGUUACAAAGGAGACCAAGACCACCUGUCCUGCCUAUAACCCCUUGGACUGUGAACCUGGCACCGAGACAACAGACGCUGAUGGAUGUUGCAAAUCCUGCAAAGUGCGAAGUGUGUGUGAGGUCCAGAAUAAGGAGACAGUCAUCGAGGUGAACGGCUGUAAGAGCACAGUCAACCUGACGUCCUGUGCUGGACACUGUGGUAGCUCAUCCAUAUAUUCAGCAGAAGCUAACGCGAUGAUACACCAGUGUGAGUGUUGCCAAGAGGACACCACCAGCAAGAAGCAGGUGGAGCUGACCUGCGCUGACGGUUCCAAGGUCCAGCACAGCUACACUGUGGCGGAGACGUGCCGCUGCAACAAGGCAGACUGUGUGUCCGGGACAACACCCAGGCCACAACGCCGCAGGAGACGCUGAUCGAUAACUUAUGGCUUUAAACGAGAAUGAGACCUUAGAAACACAAUGCAAGGUGUAACCUUAGACCUUCUUUUUCUUGUCAGGUUUUAUUAUUUAUAGGCAUCAUGUGUUCUUCUGCAGUGUCACAACAUACUACUGUGAUGUACUGUAAACUUUCUUCAACUUACGAUUUCUUGAAUGAUUAUUAAACUUAUAUUUCAGCAACAUGAACACUUGAGACAUUCAGAUUGACUCUGGGGAAUCAAUGGAUAACAUCUGUGUGUUCCAAACAUAUGAUAUAACCAUCAGGCUGUUUUACAUUUUGAAGACGACAUUUUAAAAAAUGCACAUCAAAUUUUUCAGACCAAAGUGUUCAGACUUUCAGGUGCUGUGUAGCAGAGAACCGAAAAUAACAGAAUCACAUGACACACAAUAAAAGAACUGUGACGUUUUAAGAAAAAUUUUACAGCGGUAGUUUUGGAAUCACAAAGAAGUUGUAACUAUCAGACAACAUCGCUUAAAUGAAACCUUUGGCAGACAGCACAUUAACAAGACCUUGUAACUUACGAGCAUCAACCAAUGGAAAGCGUUAGCGUCUGUAGGGACUACAAACACCGUGGCUGAAAGAAAACUAAACAUAUAAAGCUCUGCUUGCGGUGUUAGAAGAUGCUGAAGCAUGAACUAAAUUUUCUCUUCACCUCAUGUACAACUUUAAAACUGAUGGUCAGGAGUCAGCUUCUGAGGACAAUGAACAUUGAGUCUGGAUAACGCGUCCUGAUUAAAGUGACAUCUUG